UGCCUGCACAUGCGGACAAUUAGCACCAGAAAACCAUCAUGAAGUAAUAAAUAACGAAGAGGAACGUGUUACGUUACUAUUCACGUCUUCCUUCAUGGUUAAUGGACCACGCACUCCAGCCAUCGUCCGUGGGAAGUCAGGCUAAACAUGGGAUAUAGAGUUAAUUAGCAUUAGCCAAAGGCUACAAAAAAGGCGCGUUAGCGAAACUGCUCCUACUAACAAUGUGGCUGCUGCAUCUGUAGUUCCUGCCACCUGUGGCAGAGCGUCUAUUCCCUCUACGCCACAGAGAGCGGACGGAUAAAAAGAGGAGGAGGAUAUCUUUCAUGACAAGUGGACUUCUGACAGAGAGAGAUCCUCGCUGCAGACCCAGUUGACACAAAUGCAAGAAUCCUGAAAUAAUUGCUACCAUGCCUGGUCUCAUUAACAAGGGGAAUCGGAGUGCCCUGCCUCUCAGUGUCUCUGACAUCACUUCCUGUGUUAGAGGUUAUACUCUGGCUCUGACAACCUCUAUGACCUAUGAAAACAUUGAGGAUCAUGCAAUCGAGGGGAUCUUCAUUUAUCCACUGGAAGAAAACUCCAUUGUUGUGGGGUUCGAGGCUAUGAUAUCCAGUCAGAUUAUAACACUGCAAAUCAAAGACAAGGCAAAAAUUGAGGAUUGUUACCAGGAUUGCUGCAGUACGUCUAAUGGAGCCAUGCAGAGUGGCAGCGGACACAUAGUGAUGGAUGAGGACUUGGAGAGGACAGUGCUGGUGGUUAACCUUGGGAUUAUCCCUCCUAUGGAGACGGUCCAUAUUCUGGUCAGCACCUCCUCUGAACUACCCACCCUGCCCAAUGGGGGCAUCAGGGUGUCGUCCCCAUCCGUGUGUACUCCCAGGGUGCAGAGGACAAUAAACGAGGAGCAGGGACUGUCCCCAAAUUUCUCUAGAACGCGGGACCGUCAUUCCAGUGCCUCCAGUCCUCACAGUCAAACUCCCAACUCUCCCCAGCUGUGGUUGGUGUCUCUGCUGGAGGAGGAGGCCAUCAACUCCAUGGAUUACGAGUUCAACUUCCAACUGGAGAUACGGGCUCCAUAUCUCCUUGCAGGCGUCGAGAGCCCUUCUCAUGCCAUCCGAGCUGAUGCCGACCCUCUGGCCCGCUCCGCCACCAGCAUCGUCAUCACUCUGGCCGACAAGUACACGUAUGACUGUCCUGUCAACAUCCUCAUCUACCCCAGUGAGCCUCAUCUGCCACAUGUUCUCAUCGAGAACGGAGACAUGACGCAGGAGGAGUACGAUGAGUAUCUCCACGGCCGCAGCGACUUCCUCAAAGCCACAAAGAAGGAUUCCAGCAACGAGAGAAAAGUAGAAAUCAUUCGCAGACGGCUGCAUAAGGACAUCCUCCACAACCCCGUGGUCAUGUUGAACUUCUGUCCAGACCUGAAAUCCAUCAGCUCAGACCUGAGGAUGGUCCACGGCGAGUUUAUCUUCCUCAUCGAUCGCAGCGGCAGCAUGAGUGGGGUCAACAUUAACCACGUGAAGGAUGCCAUGGUCGUGGUCCUCAAGAGCCUCAUGCCCGGAUGCUUCUUCAACAUAGUGGGCUUCGGCUCAGCGUUCAGAGCGUUGUUCACAACCAGCCAGAACUACGAGGAGGAGGCCUUGGCCCUGGCUUGUGACUACGUCAGGAAGCUCAAGGCCGACAUGGGGGGAACCAACAUCCUGGCACCCCUCAACUGGAUCCUGAGGCAGCCAGCCAUCAGUGGACACCCUCGUCUGGUCUUCCUGCUCACCGACGGGGCCGUCAGCAACACUGGCAAGGUUAUUGAGCUGGUUCGCAGCCAUGCACGCUAUGUCAGAUGCUUCACCUUCGGCAUAGGACAGAAUGUCUGCAGGAGGCUGGUGAAGGGUCUGGCUACAGUUUCCAAAGGAACAGCGGAGUUCCUGGCCGACGGAGAGAGGCUGCAACCCAAGAUGAUAAAGUCCCUGAAGAAAACCAUGUCUCCGGUACUUAGUGACAUUUCAAUCGAAUGGCUCUUUCCCGAGACCAAAGAGGUGCUGCUUUCGCCUGUGGGCAACACUUUCCUGUUCCCAGGGGACAAUCUGAUUGGCUACAGCGUGGUCUGUGACACCACCCGCUACCAUGCGAACCCUAAAUCUGACAAGAGGAGGAGAUACAGCAUGAUGCGCUCCAUUGAGUCGGCCAGCUCCGUGUUUUACCACUCUCAAGAAGAGGACUCGGUGAAGUCAAGUGGUGACAGUCAGGGCUCCUACAGGGACGCAGCCCCUGGUCCUCUCUAUGACUCCAACCAGGACCCCAUGACUGACAGGAGCCCUGUCACCACAGAGCAAGACUCCAUGGGGUUGGAUAAGACGUCUCCCAGGAGGCGCGCAUACAGCACCAACCAGAUCAUGGAGUACAACCCAGCAAAGAAGGUCUACACCCCCAGUGACCCCAGCUCUGUGGCACCCAAGAACCCACUGAGGAGGUCCAAGGUCCAGGAGCUGAUCGGCCAGAUGAGCCCCGAGCACGAGACGCAGUGGAAGAACGACUACCAGCCACAGCUGGCGAGCCUGUGCGCCGCGGCUCCGAGAGGACGACCCGCCAGCUGCCACAGGCCGCUCCCUCAGCAGGAGCCGCUCCUGCAGCAGGAGGUCGACGCGGAGCCUCAUUUCCAUUCCCAACCUCCGGACAACCCUCCGCCCGCCAGCGGCGCUGCGCAGCCUGCGACCCGCGCGCCUGUCGGGGAGGAUGGAUCCAGAUCGUCCACCGACAGCCCAUCUGUUGGCAGCACCGGAGACACUGACGGUUACGGACACCAGCUAUGUCAGGCAGAAACCCCUCAGGAGGCCCAGGCGCCGGAUGUGAGCGCAGCCAACCAGCUCACAGGAAACUGCAAGGCGGUGGUGUCCGGGCUGCUGUGCGGAAAACCCAUGAGGUGGGAGGUGCUCUUCGACAUCGAGCCGUUCCUCCACGGCCGAGAACGCGAGGAGAAGGUCCACGAGGAGCUCUGGAACGAGACCUUCCACCACUUGGCCGGAAGCUCCAUCAUGCAGGACUUUGAGCACAUGGUGGAGAAGGAGUGUGAGAUUGAGCACGGCUCUGGCAGGAAAUACCAGCUUUAUGCUAUUCACACCAGCAAAGCCUGCAAUAUACUGAGUAAAUACACAGCGUUUGUUCCCAUCGACCUGGACACCAAUGAAUAUUUGCACACAUGUAUUGAAUACAUAAAUCACAGUGAAGGCCUGAAGAGGGGCUCCCACAGCAGCUCUCGUUCGGGGAGCAGGAGGAACAGAGGUUACUCCAUCGGCCUGGGGCGCUCUCAGUCCGACGGCGUGUCGGAGGAAGACGCCCUGCUGCCCAACAGUGUGGAGGACGGCGCCUCUCCGUGCAGCACGCCCUCGUCCUCCGGCUGGGAAAGACGCAGCUUCCAUGAGGUUUCCCAAAGGAGUCCGUCUGUGACCUCGGACCAAUCCCAGAAAUCGGUGGAGAGCCUUUUUUCCGCCAGACUCGCUCUCAGCAGGACUCGUCUGCUGACCCGAGCCGCCAAAGGAUUCAUGUGUCGAUCCCAUAGCAAGUCUGGUGAUUCAAUUGGAGACAGCGACAGUGAGAACAAAGACUACAUUCCGCUGGUCUUGUUGCAGUUGGCCAGUGGUGCUUUUCCCCUGGACGCGGCACUCUGUGAUGCCAUUAAAGUGCCCAUGGACAAGUUAAAAUGGACGUCCCCCUUCACCAGCCACCGCACCAGCCUGGGCCCCAUGUCCCAGUCCAGCAGCCGGCGCGCUGACAGCGCAGAGGACGGCCACCGGUCACCGUGCGAGCCUGAAGCAUGGCGGCAGCCUGCAGAGCCCGGCGCAGGCGUCCAGGAUCAGCCCGGGAGCGCCUGCACGGAUGCGCCGCGAAGCCCCCCUGCGGCCGCGCAUUCCCACACGGACGGCGGCUCGGGGGUGGCGGAGCCGGCGUCGCCCGGCGGCGGCGGCCCCCGGAGGAUGAUGGAGCCGGAGGGCAUGGUGUGGGCCACCGCCGUGGCGCUGGCCUGGCUGGAGCACAGCUCUGCCAGUCAUUUCAUCGAGUGGGAACUGCUUGCAGCCAAGGCCAGCAUGUGGCUGAGUGCGCAAGACAUCCCAGAAGGCCGCGAUUUAGCCUCCAUCAAGGCGGCGGCCAACCAGCUCUUCAUCAUCCUCAGACACUGGGAUGAAAACUUGCAACUGAACAUGCUGUGCUACAACCCCAACAGUGUGUGAGGCCACUGACAGCUCUCCACAUGAUACUAUGCUAACUAGCGAUGCGCUACUCUCUGUUCUGCGGUACGUCCUGCGAGGUCUGGUUUUGCCGUCGCAGUCGUGAACGUGUGUUUUGUUCCUUUCCGUGUGCCGGCCUCCAAACAUAUCACAGGCUCUUCAGAGGCAUUAUGUGCAAGCUAUUACCUCGCUGGUGCCACACUGUAGCCCGACCACUGUUAGCAAAGGAUCCAUUCAGAGUCAUGCCUCAGAUUCGCGUUUCAAAGGGGAGAAUGUCUGUUCAUUCAGUAGCAUGCCGGACCCCGACCGUCAGUAUCUGAAAAAAAGCUGCCAUCAUAUUGAUGUUGAGGAACGUAGAGAAACCUGUUCCACUGUUCUACACAUAUUGUUUUUACAUCUUCACAGCAUUCUCUUAACUGAUUGUUGACAUCUGGGUACUUGCUGUCUUUUCUAAAGCUCGUUAACAUUACAGUGUUAUGAAUAUUUGCCAUUUUUGAUGUUUCAGUAUAAAAGCAUAUGCAAAAAGAAAAUACAACAUGUAUGUUAAGGUUUGAUUUAAAAAAAAACGUGUGGGAAAUGAGAAUAUGCAUCACACCGGCAUGAUUAAUUAUGACAGUUUAUCUGUUUUCUCUUGUUUAAGUAGAUCUGUCUUAGAGGUUCAGUCAUGUAUCAGUAACCUGGAGUCAGUUGCACCAUCUGUUUGCAGAUUGCCUUAGCUACAUUUUACUAAUGUAAGUCAGUAUCUUUCCCAGGAGAAGCAGUUGAUGAUGAAUAGAUGGAUAAAUAUUUUCUCAUCAACUGUUUAUGUUAAAGCAAAUGCCCCAGACAAAGUUAAGAUAAAGGGUUAACAAUGACACUGGAGGCGUUUAUUUAAAUUUCACGAGAAAACACAAUAUGCUUGAAGUUGCAAAUGCUGCAGUGUUUAAAUAUAUAUUCAACAAUUAAUGUCAUAUACGCCUUCAGGCUUUAUACAGUCUUACCAUUGAUUUACAAUAGGCCUAAAUCCUCAAGAUGUCCAGCUCCCAUUAAAUCUAAAAACACUCUGGUCAGACUUGACUUUGUAACGACUGAUGAUGAACUACUGUAUGAUGCAAAUCGCUGCCAUCAUCGUCUAAAUUUUUAAGUAGCUCAAUGUCCUCCACAACUGAGGCUGCUCAUGCUGAACGCAGGUCGAGUCCCCAUCACUGGCUUCCACCAGCACACGCCUCGCUCUCUCUACCGAACACUGAGGCAUAAUUAAGAAAGUUCUCCAGCAACCGAUCUACACUCGAAACAAGUACAGUGUUUAAUAACGACGAAGAUAUUCGUGAAGUUUCCCCAAGAAGUUCACUAAGUCACUAGUUUGAUUUAGCCAUUGGUUGACAAGCAGCUGGUGCAAGGCAAUGCAUAUGUGAGUCUGAGAGGAGGGGCCCCUCCUUGUUUGGCUCCUGUCACUGAUCAUUUACCACAAGUGCCUAACUCACAUUUAAGUCAGCAGAAGCUGCAGAUCUGCUCGCUGUAGGUUAAUCGGUGUGAAUAGUGAUAGGACCCUCUCGUGAUCCUGUCAGUGGCCUAUGCAGGCAUGUUUCACUAAUCGUUUUCUCUUUCUUAGUCCAUCCCAGUGUUGCUUUACUCAGGUAUUUGUUUGUUUUCUCACUCAGGCUGAGUUUCAUAUAUUCUUCUGCAUGAACACGUGUUUAUGUUUAUGAUGUUUAAUGACUGAAUCGCCAGAUUAGAGCCAGUAGUGCAGUAUUUUGACCUCUCAGCUGAGAAAUAAAGUAUAGUAAUAUGGUAAUAUUCUAGUGCUGUAACUGCAGUAGUACUUGUGCAGCUGUAUUUGUAACAGGUCGUGUUUUUAUUUUCUGGGUCAGUUACAUGGUGUGAAAUGGUUCAUCCUGCUGCGUGUGCCUUUAUAAAUGAUUGUUGACUGUUGAGGCUGUCCAAAGCUUCUGUAAUGUCUUAAUAACAGUUGAUGCUAUGAGAAGCUCUACAGGUGCAUGUAAUAAAUAACUACAACACA
This is a messenger RNA of Betta splendens (Siamese fighting fish), 6213 nucleotides long. RefSeq names its product von Willebrand factor A domain containing 5B1 (gene vwa5b1). The record is from RefSeq and is a predicted model, not a curated record. Bases 408 to 4217 code for a protein of 1269 amino acids. NCBI's taxonomy places the organism in Eukaryota, Metazoa, Chordata, Actinopteri, Anabantiformes, Osphronemidae. The transcript is spliced from 23 exons.